AUGGCCGUAUUGGAAUGGCCAAGUCUAUCGGCUCUCAUACUCAUCACUUGCUUCCAUCUUUCGAGGAGUUCGAACUCAAUUGACGAUUAUUACUCGGAUAAUUAUCAAGAAUUUGCUGCUAGUGAAGGUAUGACAAUGACUUUUUAUUCACUUAUUGGCAAACACGGAAUACGAAUCAUUUCAGAAAGAGGUCUUUUCCCGAAUAUUUUCAAUUUGGCUACAAACGCUUUAAUACGGGCCGAUGCAACGUGUGGUCAACAUCAUCGUGAAGUUUACUGUAAACUUGUUGAGCAUGUUUUCAACAGACAGCCACAAUGCGAUGUUUGUGAUAUGAAUAAUGUGAACAAACGACAUCCAAUUGAAUUCGCAAUUGACGGUACACCAAAAUGGUGGCAAAGUCCUUCGUUAGCGAAUGGUCUUGAGUAUGAACGUGUCAAUAUCACGAUUGACUUGAGACAGGAGUAUCAAGUGGCUUAUGUGAUUGUAAAGAGUGCUAUUGCACCUCGACCGGGAACAUGGGUGUUAGAAAAAUCAAAGGAUGGAAUUAUAUAUCAACCGUGGCAAUAUUAUGCGACCAGCGAUGCGGAAUGCAUGCGACAUUUCGGCGUGCCCGCAACCGUGGGAGUACCACGAUUCACCAGGGACGAUGAGGUUCUUUGUACAUCCUACUUCUCAAAGCUCGAUCCGCUUGAGAAUGGUGAAAUUCAUACGUCAUUGGUGAACGGCAGACCAACAGCUGAAGCAUCGUCUGAAUUACUUCAGAAUUUCACUCGAGCUCGUUUUGUACGGCUGAGAUUGUUGAGUCCUCGAACGCUGAAUGCUGAUUUGAUGAUCAUUAAUCAUCGCGGAUCAAGCAAUCGAUUAGAUCAAUCGGUAACAAGACGUUAUUUCUACGCGAUCAAAGAUAUUAGUAUUGGUGGUCAAUGUAUUUGUUAUGGUCAUGCCGAGAGUUGCCCACCGGAUCCUGUUACUGGACAAUUCCGUUGUGAAUGUCGUCAUAAUACUUGUGGUGAAUCUUGCCAUGAAUGCUGUCCAUUGUUCAAUCAACUUCCAUGGAAGCAAGGAACGCAACUGCAUCCGAAUAUUUGCCAAGGUUCGACAAUUUUGAAUGAUGACGUUGAACUUGUUAAUUUCUUCAUUUUGAAUUACUUAAAAGUGCCGAUUAAUACCCGCACUUCAAUUGCAGCAUGUCAGUGCUUCAAUCACGCAGAUCGAUGUGAAUAUGACGCAGAAAUCGAAAGACUCGGCUUAAGUGUAACGCCUGAGGGUAUUUUUGAAGGAGGUGGAAAAUGUAUCAAUUGCAAGCAUAAUACGGAUGGUAUAAACUGUGAGCGUUGUAAGUGGACAUUUUUCCGACCGUCAGGUAUCACUCACUAUCGUGAAGAUGCAUGUCGACCAUGCGAUUGCGAUCCAGUUGGCUCGGAACACGGCAACUGUGUUCGAGAUGAGACGAGUGCAGUGAAUGGACAGCAUCCAGGCGACUGUAUCUGUAAGCCGGGAUUCGGUGGACGUCGAUGUGAUCGAUGUGCAAUCGGAUAUCGUAACCAUCCGAGAUGUGAACCGUGUCCUUGUAACCAGGCUGGAUCGUUGAAUUUCGAUACAUGUGAAGAGGAGAUAUGCGUUUGUAAAACGAACGUCGAAGGACUGUAUUGUGAUCGCUGCAAGCCAGGAACGAUCAAUCUGAACGUCAAUAACCCACAAGGAUGUCAAGCAUGCUUUUGCUUCGGUCUUGGAAAUAACUGUACUGAAAAGCAAUGGGCUACUGCUCAAAUUCGAGACAAUUUGGGAUGGCAUUUAACGGAUCUCACAGGUCAGAGUUCAAUUAAACCGAAGAGCGAGAAUGCCGAAUUAUUAAUGUACAACGCCAACGAUCACAAAGAUCAACAUUUGUAUUAUUGGAAGGCUCCGAAAAAGUUCCUCGGCAAUCUGUUGAAUAGCUAUGGUGGAAUGCUUUAUUACUACGUUUAUUUUGUACCUUCAAAUGGCGGCUCAACAGUCCCAGUUGCUGAUUUGAUCAUUGAAGGUAAUGGUAUGAAGUUGGAGUACUACAGUAGGCAAGACUUUUUCCCUCGUGAGAAUAUGAGUGUACAAAUCCCAAUGAAAGAGGGCAAUGGAUGGUACAAUUCACAUUUGAGAGUGCAAGUGGACAAGAAUGAUUUGAUGCGUGCAUUAGCAGAUGUUAAAUACAUGUUGGUGAGGGCAAUGUAUCACCAGAAUCAGCUUCAAUCGAGGUCGGUUGUUUUCAAAGAUUUCAUUUCUGUUUUUGACAUUGAACGAUGA
Messenger RNA from Anisakis simplex (herring worm), 2280 nucleotides. NCBI's taxonomy places the organism in Eukaryota, Metazoa, Nematoda, Chromadorea, Rhabditida, Anisakidae. The record is from the annotation of a GenBank genome assembly.